Messenger RNA from Alternaria atra, 759 nucleotides. RefSeq lists its product as uncharacterized. Lineage: Eukaryota; Fungi; Ascomycota; Dothideomycetes; Pleosporales; Pleosporaceae. Bases 1 to 759 code for a protein of 252 amino acids. The transcript has a single exon. Gene Ontology annotation, cellular component: mitochondrion. The record is from RefSeq and is a predicted model, not a curated record.
AUGUCGACAGCAUCACAAGUAUUUUCAAGACGGUCAACAUCGUAUACCGCCGCGCCCUCCGCACGUCCUCACCAUCUGUUCAUCAACUACGAUUUCAGACCACCCCAUCUAGAUUCUGGAGCGAGGAGUAGUACAGUGGCGGAAGUAAGUGAGGAUACUUAUUGCCACUACGGUGAAUCCUCAAGUAAUAAUCAUGACCGUCGGAAGUUUGACGACAUUCGAAGCAUAUCUGGCAUCGCUCUUGAAUGCUUGGUGCACCAUCUUUUCAACCCGAAAGAAAACCUACUCCUUGGCAGCUGUCACGUUACGCAGCGAGAAAAAGGGUCGUUUCAUCAUGCAGUAUUCUUCAAGAUCGAGCGCGAAGACCAAAUCGCGCAAGAGUAUGUACUCAAGAUUCCCGCACAUGGUACGCAAGAAAAAUGGCAUAUCAACGAUAAUAUGGCGUUGAAGAGUGAAGCUCAACUGAUGCAACACAUUUUCCAUCAUACGGGAUGCCCUGUACCCGAGGUUAUUGCAUACGAUGGAGAUGUCAAAAAUGCGGAAGGCGCACCAUACAUCCUCAUGAAGAAGCUGGACGGUGUCUCAGCAAUGGACAUGUGGGUCGGUAAAUCCUACAAGACGAUGAAGGACACAGGACUACACCUCAACGCCGACGAUCCUUUGCCCGAAUUAGAGCAGAAACGCAUUACAUUUCUGCGCUCGCUGUGCGCGAACUCACGCCACUGGAGUUCAAGUAUACCGGGUUUCCGUCUUCCAUGA